AUGGAGAAAUAUUUAUACUCAAUUUUUGGUGAAGAGGCUUUUAUGAAUGAAGACUAUCGGAAAGGAAUCCUUGCUCAAUUGCAACCUCAAUGGCUUUUCGAUCAGAUUUUGAUUUCCUAUAAGAUAAAGGAGUUCUUAGAAAGAGGAGAAUCUCCAAGAAUCGGUCACGAAGUGGUGGUAAAAAAGCGAAUUGAUCGAGCAUUUUGGCCAUCACCAGAUGAGUUACAUAAAGUGGGCCUUCACCGUUUAAAAAAUCUUCAAACCUCAACUAGCAAAGCC
This is a messenger RNA of Mesorhabditis belari, 279 nucleotides long. NCBI's taxonomy places the organism in Eukaryota, Metazoa, Nematoda, Chromadorea, Rhabditida, Rhabditidae. The record is from the annotation of a GenBank genome assembly.